CCGCAUCAUCGCCGAGGCGGGGCCUAUCGUCAUCGGAGAGGGGAACCUGAUCGAGGAGCAGGCGCUCAUCAUCAACGGGUACCCAGAAAAUAUAACCCCAGAGAGCGAAGAUGUGGAGCCCAAGCCCAUGGUCAUUGGCACCAACAAUGUUUUUGAGGUUGGGUGCUAUUCCCAAGCAAUGAAGGUGGGAGACAACAACGUCAUAGAAUCCAAAGCGUUUGUAGGCAGGAACGUGAUCCUGACGAGCGGCUGCAUCAUCGGGGCCUGCUGCAACGUGAACACCUACGAGGUGAUCCCGGAGAACACCGUCAUCUACGGCGCUGACUGCCUGCGCCGCGUGCAGACCGAGCGGCCUCAGCCCCAGACGCUGCAGCUGGAUUUCCUCAUGAAGAUCCUGCCCAACUACCACCACCUGAAGAAGACCAUGAAGACCGCAUCCACCCCUGUCAAGAGCUGAGCACCCACCUCAUGUUCCAGUGCCUGGGAAUCACUACACACUCUGGGAAGAGUCCAGUCUCUACAUCCCUCAUUCCAUCAAACCAUUUUUUCCUUCUUUGUGUAAUUUAUUUAUCUUCCACCGGGAAUCUCUGACCUGCAUUGAGUCUGUUGUCUCUCAUGCAUUAACUCUACUGUUCGUGCUCUGUUUCGGGAAUAAAAUACCUCCUGUUCCUGUGUCCGAGGGAA
Molecule: messenger RNA, 684 nt
Organism: Zonotrichia albicollis (white-throated sparrow)
Lineage: Eukaryota; Metazoa; Chordata; Aves; Passeriformes; Passerellidae
Source: RefSeq, a predicted model, not a curated record